Molecule: messenger RNA, 1399 nt
Organism: Microcebus murinus (gray mouse lemur)
Lineage: Eukaryota; Metazoa; Chordata; Mammalia; Primates; Cheirogaleidae
Gene: RASL11B
Product: RAS like family 11 member B
Molecular function (GO): GTP binding; GTPase activity
Source: RefSeq, a predicted model, not a curated record
AGCCGUGCGGAGCGGCGCUGCCGGGCUCGCAGCCGCGCGCGUCUUUUGUUGCCGGGACUCCCUCGCCGCGCGGCCCGGGCCGGAGCGGCCAUGCGCCUCAUCCAGAACAUGUGCACCAUCGCCGAGUACCCCGCCCCGGGCAGCGCCGCCGCCGCCGAGUGCUGGCCGGGCGCCGCGGGCCGCCGCCUGGUCAAGAUCGCCGUGGUGGGCGCCAGCGGCGUGGGCAAGACCGCGCUGGUGGUCCGGUUCCUCACCAAACGGUUCAUCGGUGACUAUGAAAGAAAUGCAGGUAAUCUCUAUACCAGACAAGUUCAGAUAGAAGGUGAAACCCUAGCCAUUCAGGUUCAAGACACCCCAGGUAUCCAGGUCCACGAGAACGGCUUGGGCUGCAGCGAACAGCUGAACAGGUGCAUUCGCUGGGCAGACGCCGUGGUGAUGGUUUUCUCCAUCACGGACCACCAGAGCUAUGAACUCAUCGGCCAGCUGCACCAGCACGUGCAGCAGCUCCAUCCGGGCACCCGGCUGCCCGUCGUGGUCGUGGCCAACAAGGCCGACCUGUUGCACGUCAAGCAGGUUGACCCUCAGCUCGGACUGCAGCUGGCCAGCAUGCUGGGCUGCUCGUUCUACGAGGUGUCCGUCAGUGAAAACUACAACGACGUCUACAGCGCCUUCCAUGUCCUGUGCAAAGAAGUGAGCCACAAACAGCAGCCCAGCGGCACCCCGGAGAAGCGGAGGAGCUCCCUCAUUCCCAGGCCCAAGUCGCCCAACAUGCAGGACCUGAAGAGGAGGUUCAAGCAGGCGCUCUCUGCCAAAGUGAGGACUGUCACCUCCGUCUGAGACAGCGGCGCUCCAGGGGGGGUUGGUCUUUCCAGGAAGACGGCCUGAGGUUCUUCCCGCGCAGGGACAUUGAAUGCCGGCAGCAAUUCACGGCUCCAGAAAUGUCUGGGGCAGAAAGGCCAGGAGGGCUUAUGGAACCGCCACAGAAGCAGCAGCGUUGCUCCAAGCAGGGGACAGAGCUGACGAGGCUUGAAGGAGCCACUCUCUGGAUAUGUGAACUGCACCCCCGUCUUUUCCUUUGCAGUGGGGAAGGGUGUGAUCGCUUCGGUUCUUGCUCCCAGCCACCUUGUGAAUGAUGGUCGGUUGUAGUGUCACCAAAUACAUCAAUGUGAUUGAUUUACAGUGGGGAUGAAAGAACAGAUUAAGCAUUCACAGAUUUUCUUUUUUCUCCUUUCUUUUCUUUCUUUUUUUUUUUUUUUCCCCCAAGAGGAAGAAUUGCAUUUCUCAGUACGUUUGAAUCAUUCUGGAACACUGUUCUUACAGAACACCUUUCUUUUCUUUUUUUUUUUUUUGAAACAGAGUCUCACUCUGUUGCCCAGGCUAGAGUGAGUGCCGUGGUGUC